AUGGGCCCCUGUACCGCCUCAUCAUGCUGCUGCCAGGCCCGUAAUCUGCCAUGGGCCCCCGUACCGACCUCCUCAUGCUGCUGCCAGGGCCCGUAAUCUGUCAUGGGCCCCUGUACCGCCUCCUCAUGCUGCUGCCAGGUCCAGAGUGUGUCAUGGGUCCCUGUACGGCCUCCCAUUGCUGCUGUCUCCAUCGCCACACUCUGCCAUGUGCCACUUUCAGGUCUCCUCACACUGCUGGUGGGUUCCAUUUUUUCAUUCAUAGGGUGCUGUAUGGCCUCCCAUUGCUGCUGCCUCAACCGCCACACUGUGGCUCCACACGCUGGUUUUGGCCCCGUGACUGCCCAAAUGAGUGAAGUGUGCGGUGAUUCUAAGAUCGACGGCACUCAUCUGCAUGUCAUACUGACUGACAGUAUUAUUUCUCUUCCCCCAGCAGACUCUCAAGGGCAUUUAAAUUAAAGGUACAGUGUUCUGCACUAAUAUAA
Molecule: messenger RNA, 482 nt
Organism: Staurois parvus
Lineage: Eukaryota; Metazoa; Chordata; Amphibia; Anura; Ranidae
Source: the annotation of a GenBank genome assembly